AUGCAAAUGAAUAGGAUAAACAUACUUACCAGAGUCUUUGGCAUACUCGCAUUCACCAUCUUUCAACCGAACCAACUGCUGCAUGAUGCCGCACAAUUGAAGGCUGCAACGACUCCUGAGCUUGUCGCAGCGACUGACCAGCCAAACGCAAACGAUGAAAUUAUUGUUGAAAGUAAUGCCGAUGCAAACAUCAACCCAGAAUCAACAGCCGUCGAGGAGUUUGAAGUUGCGACAACGCAGAAUGCUGCAGAAGAAAAUUUGAUCAAAGUUUUUGAUGAAUCAACACAGGAAGUUGGACGAAUUUUUCCGACUCGCCCAAAUGACGAUCGCGACGCACAAUCCAUCAGUGCGGCCGUUUUAUCCGAACUCAUGCCAGGCAAUCAGAAGAUAGGGGCUCCGAGUGGUGUUUCUGAUCAAUUUGUGGUCCCUUCUUCAAAUGUGAACAAUUCUCCGAACAAUAAGGAAAAAAAUAAUAAAGCAAAUCAAACAGCAGCACUUGACUUGAAACAUGCUUCACAUAAAAAAGUUAAUUUUAAUGAGUUGAAUGUUGAAAAACAAAAACCAGAAUUUGCUAGCGAGCCCAGCGUCAGUUCAGAUUCACAGAGUGACCUACAUGGAGCAAGUUCAGAGGCACAGAAUGGCUCACCCCCAAUCAGCUCAGAUGCACAAAAUAAUCUACCUAAUGCCAGCUCAGGGCAACAAAUAAUUAAAAAAAAGAAUGCUGCAGAAAAUGCUAGGUUGAAAGAAUUGAGAGGGCAAGAUGAAAAGCCAGCUGACGCUGGUGGUGGGGGAAGCAUGAUGAAAAUCAUCGUCAUCGUCGUUGUUGUCGGCCUGUUGGCGGUCAUCAUUGGAGGGAUUUAUUAUUGGUACCGCAAAAAUAAAGAUAAAAAGGCCGAAGAAGAAAAAAAGGAAAAAAAGCCAACAGAUAAAUCCAAGAAAUCUUCACGGUCCUCAUCCAAAUCCCCCAAAGUCUCAAAGUCCGACAGCAAGGCAACACUCAAGUCAAGUAAAAAGAAAAAAGAUAAAAAGAAAAAAAAGUUUGGAUUAUUUGGAAGAAAGGACAAAACGGAUAAAAAAGCAGCCGGAUCGAAGAAGAGCAAAAAAUCUCCAUCAAAAGCCUCCAGCGAAAAAGCCCCGACACUAACCACUCCGAAAAGUCGGUCAAAAAAGAGUUCCAAAAGUAGUGAUAAGGUUGAUAAAAAGGUUGAUAAAAAGGUUGAUAAAAAGUCAAAAAGCAAGACGGACGUGAAGAAAAAAGAUUUUAAGAAGACGCCAGAAGGUACUACCGUAGAGAAGGUCCUGUCGACGACGUAUCAUGAGCCGUACCUUAGUUUGUACAGUCCUAGCGGUUCGACAAGCUCCAUUGAGUAUGUACGGUCAGAUCUCUCGAAGGCAGCCGAGGAGGAGAAGAAGAAGAAGAGGUUCAAUGAGUGGAAAGCCUACAAGGAUCACGGACCAAAAGAACCUGACGGCCAAAUCAAGCCUGUCAAGACGAUCGCCGAGUUCUACCAGCCACACGAUGAGAAACAACCACUGCUGGAUUCGUCUGUGAAGAAAGUCUCGCUGAACUACGGCAAGGAUUCAAAGAAACCAGGUGAAUUGAAGAUUGCGCAUAAUCAAACAAUCGUACUAAACCAUCCGAAAAAAACUUACGUGAAAAACACCAUCAUUCAAGAGUACAGCGAGUACAAGGUGCAGAAGAAAAAGAAGAAGGCAGUGCCGACAAAGGAAUCGACUACCCCUUCGUCGGCCCUCAUCUCCGACACCACUGCCGCCACCACUACCACUCCCUCUGCAACCUCCUCCAGAUUAAGUGGUGAUGAUUUUUUUAAGUUCAAGUGGUGA
Molecule: messenger RNA, 1845 nt
Organism: Helobdella robusta
Lineage: Eukaryota; Metazoa; Annelida; Clitellata; Rhynchobdellida; Glossiphoniidae
Exons: 8
Coding region: 1-1845 (614 amino acids)
Source: RefSeq, a predicted model, not a curated record